AUGACAACAAAGAACUACCAACAUGUCUUGGCUCUGGAAUCUGCAGUUAAGGAGAUCAAUGAGAAUGUCAAGAUAUUGCCAAAUGUCUCCCUUGGGUUCCAUAUCUAUGAGAGUUAUUAUGAUGAAUGGAUGACCUAUCAAGCUACUUUGAACUUGCUCUUCAGAUCCCAUAGAUUUGUCCCCAACUAUAAAUGUGACACCAAAAAGAGUCUAAUAGCUGUCAUUGGGGGACUUAGCCCUGAGAUCUCCUUCCGUAUGGCAGAUAUUCUAGAGCUCCACAAAGUUCCACAGUUCACAUACGGGUUGUUUGCCCAAGAGAAGAAGGAGAUGAGGCAACCCCAUUCCUUUUACCACAUGGUUCUAAAUGAAGUCCAGCAGAUCAGGAGGUUACUUAAACAUUUCCAGUGGACUUGGGUUGGGCUUUUUGUUAUUGAUAAUGACAGUGGAGAACACUUUUUGCAUAGUCUGGAGUCAGUACUUAACCCCAAUGGAAUCUGUCUAGCUUUCAUAGAAAGAAUAGCAUCCCAUCACCAGAAAAAUGAAAUGGAUUACUUCAGUUCUCUGUUCUUCACAGCAUACACAUGUUUCAAACAUAGCAAAGCAAGUGCAAUCAUCCUUUAUGGUAGACCUACUACCAUUAACUGGCUGAUGAUAUUAAUAUCCAUAGGAGGGGCUGGAGAUGAGGAAAAUCCCUCACUUAGAAAAGUGUGGAUUCUGGUGGGCCAAGUUGAUUUCCUAGUAACAUCCCUCCAGAGGAAUGAGAAUUUUGAAUUCUACCAAGGUGCCAUUUUCUUCACACCUCAUUCAGAGAAUCUUGUAGGUUUCCAGAAGUUUCUUCAAAAUGUGAAACCUUAUAGGAAACAAGGAGAUGGCUUUCUGAAGUACUUCUGGGAACAAGCAUUUGGCUGUUCAUUUCCAAAAUCCGAGGACCCAGAGAAUAGCGAUGCGACAUGUACUGGGGAAGAGAGGCUGGAGAGCCUUCCUGGACCAAUAUUUGAAAUGAGCAUGACUGGCCAGAGCUAUAGCAUCUAUAAUGCUGUCUAUGCUGUGGCACAUGCCUUGCAUUCCAUGUCUGCUUCCACAUCCAAGUGCAGACCAAGAAUGGAUACCAAGGGGGAUGAAUUUCAAGAUCUUCAGCCUUGGCAGCUCCAUCCAUUCCUUCAAGGAAUUGUGUUUAAUAAUUCAGCAGGCGAAACAGUACAUUUUAAUGGUUACAAGGAAAUGCCAGCUAGAUUUGAUGUAAUGAAUCUGGUCACCUUCUCAAACAAUUCCUUCUUGAAAGUGAAAGUGGGAAGUCUGAAUCCCAGUGCUCCUGAAGGGCAGAAAUUCAUCAUUCAUGAGGACCAAAUUGUGUGGCCUCACACUUUCAACCAGGUCCCUAAUUCUGUUUGUAAUGACCAUUGCCAGCCUGGUUAUCAUAAGGAAAAGAAGGAAGGGGAGAAAUUUUGCUGUUAUAAUUGUGUUCCAUGCCAAGAAGGGAAGAUUGCAAACCAGAUGGAUAUAGAUGACUGUAUGACAUGUCCAGAAGAUCAAUAUCCAAGCAUGGGCCAGGAUCAAUGUAUACACAAGAUUAUAAGCUUUCUGUCUUAUGAAGAACCUUUGGGGAUCAGUUUGACUGCUUUUGUGCUUUCUUUCUCCCUCAUCACAACUUUGGUUCUGGGAAUUUUUAUUAGGCACAAAGAUACCCCCAUAGUCAGAGCCAACAACUGGGAUAUCACCUACACUCUUCUUGUUUCCCUUACCCUCUGCUUCCUCUGUCCCUUGCUGUUCCUUGGACAACCAAACAAGGUGACCUGCUUCCUCCGGCAAUCCAUUUUCAGCAUCAUCUUUUCAGUGGCUGUUUCUUGUGUCUUGGCCAAAACCAUCACUGUGGAGAUAGCUUUCAUGGCCACCAAACCCGGGUCCUACAUGAGAAAAUGGGUGGGGAAAAGGAUGGCUACCACCUGUGUGCUUUUCUGUUCCCUUGUUCAAGCAGCCCUUUGUACAGUGUGGCUAGGAACCUCACCACCCUUUCCAGAUUUUGAUAUGCAAACAAUGGCUAAAGAGAUCAUAGCAGAAUGUAACGAAGGGUCAGUUAUCAUGUUUUAUGUUGUCCUGGGCUACAUGGGAUUUCUGUCCUUCAUCAGCUUGACUGUAGCUUUCCUAGGUAGGAAGUUGCCAGACAGUUUCAAUGAGUCCAAGUUCAUCACCUUCAGCAUGCUGGUGUUUUGCAGUGUUUGGUUAGCCUUUGUUCCAGCUUAUCUGAGCAGCAAAGGGAAGUAUAUGGUAUCUGUGGAGAUCUUCUCAAUCUUAGCCUCCAGUUCUGGUUUGCUGAUUUGUAUAUUUUCCUCAAAAUGCUACAUUAUUCUGCUGAGGCCUGAUCUGAACCGAAAAGAGCAGUUAAUAUUGAAAAAGAAUUGA
This is a messenger RNA of Heteronotia binoei (common prickly gecko), 2400 nucleotides long. RefSeq names its product vomeronasal type-2 receptor 26-like. Gene Ontology annotation, cellular component: membrane. The record is from RefSeq and is a predicted model, not a curated record. Gene Ontology annotation, molecular function: G protein-coupled receptor activity. The transcript is spliced from 5 exons. Gene Ontology annotation, biological process: G protein-coupled receptor signaling pathway. Lineage: Eukaryota; Metazoa; Chordata; Lepidosauria; Squamata; Gekkonidae. The coding region runs from base 1 to 2400 and encodes 799 amino acids.